Messenger RNA from Eucalyptus grandis, 690 nucleotides. RefSeq names its product toll/interleukin-1 receptor-like protein. The record is from RefSeq and is a predicted model, not a curated record. The coding region runs from base 1 to 690 and encodes 229 amino acids. The transcript is spliced from 3 exons. Gene Ontology annotation, biological process: signal transduction. Lineage: Eukaryota; Viridiplantae; Streptophyta; Magnoliopsida; Myrtales; Myrtaceae.
AUGAAGGAGUUUCCCCAUACUAUUGGAGGACUGGAGAUGCUUGAAGUUUUAGAUGGCUACAAAUCCUGGGAUCUGACAGAUAAGAACUUGGAGGGAAUUGGGAAGCUAUUUCAUUUGAAGACAUUGAACUUAGCAUUUACUAGUGUUUCUAGACUGCCUCCAGAGAUAAGUCGUCUCCAUCUCCAAAAACUUGAAGGACCAGACACUCAUCAUAGUAUUGUCAGUUAUCUUCACUCUCGGAUGAUUUGGAAUCAAAUGUCUGUUUAUAGUGAUAAUGAUGACUUGAGGUCCAAUGAAGAGACUGGGGAAAAGAUUCUAGGGUUACUCGCUAACUCUAAUAUCUACAUACCCAUCUUCUCUAGGAACUAUGUUUCUGGUCAUUGGUGUCUCCGCGUACUUGCUUACAUGGUAAAAUGCACGUUAGAAUCAAAGGGGAAAAGAAGAAUCCUCCCCAUUUUCUACGAUGUGGAGAUUGAUGAUGUUAAGCUCAAAACUGAUUUAUACAAAAGCGACCUAGACAAGCACCGAGCGAACUUCGACCACGAUGAAGUGAAGUCAUGGAAAGAGGCCCUCAUUAAGGUCGCAGCAUUGAGGGGUUUCAUCUUGAAAAACAACAGCUACGAAGAAGUACUUCAAUCGGUUACUGAUGAGGUUUAUAAGGCAAGGAAAUUGUUAGAUGUUGACUCUUGA